Molecule: messenger RNA, 441 nt
Organism: Penicillium maclennaniae
Lineage: Eukaryota; Fungi; Ascomycota; Eurotiomycetes; Eurotiales; Aspergillaceae
Exons: 1
Coding region: 1-441 (146 amino acids)
Source: RefSeq, a predicted model, not a curated record
AUGAGCCGGUAUACAGACAUUCCAUCGCAUGACCCCCGCCGUCAGCCACACCGCUUCCACAUUCCCGGCCCGAAAUGGAAGACGGAGGACACCGAGCCAUGGUUCACUACCAUCCCUUUCCCGUUUCAUCUACAAUGUGCCCAGUGUGCGGUGUCUAGUUGGACGCCUCGCCAGUCCGGCGCGUUUCACUUCACACGUCUAUUGAGCGUGGAAGAAGGAAAACAGCAUUGCAGAUUACCGCGAGCUGCGGAGGCCUUCGCUGCCUUCGAUUCGCCUUGUUUGCCCAGCAAUGGGAUGCGCGGGGCACUUGUCUUUGUCCCAUCCCUAACGCUCGGUUCAACCUCAGAUCCCGGCUGCAGAGCGCAUCUGCAGUUGCAAGGAGUUCGCAGCCGCCUUGCUCCACUCAAAUCUUGUGUUCCCCAGGUUCUCAGCUUGCCGUAA